AUGUCCAAGCCAGUGCUCCCGCAGAAUGACAAUGUCGCCCACGCUCUCGCUGGUGCCGGCGGUGGUCUACUCUCCAUGGCCUUGACCUACCCGCUCAUCACCCUCUCGACCCGUGCCCAAGUCGAAUCGAAGCGCGCCGACUCGGCCUUCCUCACGGCUGUCCAGAAGAUCGUUGCUCGGGAGGGCGUUUCAGGCCUCUACUCGGGCCUCGAGUCCGCCCUCUUCGGCAUCAGCGUUACGAACUUCGUCUACUACUACUGGUACGAGUGGACCCGCGCCUUCUUCGAGGCCGCCGCCGAGAAGGCCGGCCGCGCGAGCAAGAAGCUCACGACCGUCGAGUCCAUGAUGGCCGGCGCCCUCGCCGGCUCCGCGACCGUCAUCAUCACGAACCCCAUCUGGGUUGUCAACACCCGCAUGACGACCCGAAGCAGCGCCAACACAGAGGGCAAGGACGAAGAGGCACAGACGUCCAAGCCCAAGAAGGCGCCCUCGACCAUCGGUACUCUUCUGGCGUUGAUCAAGAACGAGGGACCGCAGGCGCUCUUCUCGGGCGUCAUCCCCGCUCUGGUGCUCGUCAUCAACCCUAUCCUGCAGUACACCCUGUUCGAGCAGAUGAAGAACACGGUCGAGAAGAAGAGGAGGGUUACGCCGACCAUCGCCUUCUUCCUCGGUGCCCUCGGCAAGCUGUUCGCGACCUCGGUCACCUACCCGUACAUCACGGUCAAGAGCCAGAUGCACGUCGCCGGCAACGGCGAGAAGAAGGAGGGCAUGUCCCAGACCAUUAGCCGGGUCAUCAAAGAGGAGGGCUACGCCGGCCUGUACAAGGGCAUCGGCCCCAAGGUCACCCAGAGUGUGCUGACCGCCGCUUUCCUCUUCGCCUUCAAGGAUGUCCUCUACGAGCAGACCAUCAAGCUCAGGACCCUUGCCGCCAAGAAGCGCGCGUAA
Molecule: messenger RNA, 945 nt
Organism: Colletotrichum higginsianum IMI 349063
Lineage: Eukaryota; Fungi; Ascomycota; Sordariomycetes; Glomerellales; Glomerellaceae
Product: Peroxisomal membrane protein pmp47b
Exons: 3
Coding region: 1-945 (314 amino acids)
Cellular component (GO): peroxisomal membrane
Molecular function (GO): coenzyme A transmembrane transporter activity; FAD transmembrane transporter activity; FMN transmembrane transporter activity
Source: RefSeq, a predicted model, not a curated record